ACUGUCAAGAGUGUUUUUUUGUUGUUGUCUUUUGCUUUCGGCUGAGACAAUUCUGCACCUUUCCGGUGUAAAAUGACGCUUCUAAGCCGUUCCCUUCAGCUUGUACUAAUUUUUGCGGGAUUUGUUAAUUUAUGCCAUGCUUCACUUCAUUUUCUGCGUGGAAGGCCGCGUGGAGGAAUGCUUCCUGCUCCUGCUGCUGAUGCCAUUCACGUCAAAGAUCUUCCGCAAGAUCAGUGGUUCACACAGAGGCUUGAUCAUUUUGAUGAUUCCAACACCAAAACAUGGCAGCAAAGAUACUUCUAUAAUGACAAAUUUUUCAAAAAGCCAGACGGACCCGUUUUUCUCUCCAUCGGUGGCGAAGGUGAAGCGAAUCCGAUAUGGUUGACAGUUGGUGACAUGAUGAAAAAUGCACAAGUGUUUGGUGCUUUCACUUUCCUCCUAGAGCACCGCUUCUAUGGCAAAAGUCAUCCAACUAGGUAUUUUAAAUUGAGUUAAAUGUCUGUAACUACAGGACAAACUUCGCUUUAUGGACACCCACUCAAUACAGAAGAUACCAAAGGGUUUAUGCGUGACGCUGGAUUUGGCUGAAAUUUAGCGCGUGACGCGUGAAAGUUCCCGGGAUGGGAACGUGUCCCGUGAAACCAGUUAUGCAUGUGAAGCGUGAUUUGUCUUCUAAGAUGUGCAGGACUCGUGAAUUAUUUGUCACAUUUCGUGAAAAUCAGUGGUAAAGGAAAGAUAGAUUGAACAGCGCCGUUGAUUUCAUUCUUUGCGUUACGUUUUUGUCCUGGUUAAUAAUUAUUAUUAACUUAAGACUAGACCCUAAAAACUGCAUGUGACCAGUGAACUUUGGGAUCAAUUCGUCCACUACAGCAAUUCUCCUGUUGCUUUGUUGCCACGCAGGAUACAGUCGCUAGGGUAAAAAGAAAUCGCAUUAGGGGUGUUGUUGAAUUUUAACGCAAGAUGCCUUGAAACAGGAAUUUCCUACAUUCAUGGCUGCUCGUUAACGCCCUUUAAGAUCGCCCUACUGACAUUCUAAUGAGAGGAGAAGUGGGGACACCCCGUUAAUAUGGACACUUACUGUGGCCCCCUCAGUGUUCGUGUUAUUAGGGUUUGACUGUGUACCUUUUAAAGCUGUCACCUGAGAAAAAGAUUGAAGUGUACAUCUUAAUGUUGCUGCAGUACUUUUUUGUGGUCAAGAAAUGGAUUCUGGAGGGUGACUCUUAUAUUGAAGUGAGGGUGGGAUGCUCAUUGUCUUGCUUAGGGGUAGAAAUUGCAGAUUGUAGUCUCACUUAGGGUGACCAGUAAGGAUGGAAAGACAAACAUGUUUUUACCCCAAAAGGUAUCGCUGAGGGUCCUUUCUAUCUAUCUAUUUUGGUGCACCCGCACUGAUUUUAUACGUCUGUCCCAUUCCUGUCUGUUGGCCAUAACAGAUGCAAGAUCCUGUCUGGAAAGACCGCUGUCACAUUGCUUGAAAGUUGCUUGAAAGUUGCUAAUUGGAUCCCAAAACAGGGUUCUGUAGGUAAAGAAAUACAGUUGAACCCUCACAUGCAACCCCCUCUUGUGCGACCACCUAUCCAAAAGACCAAACUUUUCCCUGUCAAAGCCAAGCAAGCGAGUAAGCUUGCAAAGUUUCUUUCCUAGGAAGAAAAUCUACUCCUCCAAGACCAACAGAUGGGACUUUUUUGAACCCUUGAUUUAAACCACCAUGUCAUCCUGUGUUUUGUUUAGUGAUAUGAGUGAUGCAAGCCUCAGGUAUCUUAACAGUGAACAAGCUCUUGCUGACUUGGCAGCCUUCCGUAAUGCCAUGACUAAGAAGUUUAACUUGACAUCUAGCAAGUGGAUUUCCUUUGGCGGAUCCUAUCCUGGGUCUCUUUCUGCUUGGUUUAGACUGAAAUAUCCUCAUUUAGUGAAUGGUUUGUAUCAACUUAUUAGCCCUUUCAUUCCCAAGAGUGUCAAACUUAAAAAUUCAAGAGAAAGCAUCNUUGUUUAGUGAUAUGAGUGAUGCAAGCCUCAGGUAUCUUAACAGUGAACAAGCUCUUGCUGACUUGGCAGCCUUCCGUAAUGCCAUGACUAAGAAGUUUAACUUGACAUCUAGCAAGUGGAUUUCCUUUGGCGGAUCCUAUCCUGGGUCUCUUUCUGCUUGGUUUAGACUGAAAUAUCCUCAUUUAGUGAAUGGUUUGUAUCAACUUAUUAGCCCUUUCAUUCCCAAGAGUGUCAAACUUAAAAAUUCAAGAGAAAGCAUCAGUUCUGCUGUUUUAUUAGGCGGUAAAUAAAAAAAGAACAUUGAAUUCACGGAAAGCCUUGCAAAAGUUCUGCCAUGUUUUCAUGUGAAUGAUCACAUCAUUGCGUUUUGUCCACAGACUCAUGAGGCCCUCAUAGGAUGGGUAUGUUGUAGUUAAUUUUUUUAUCUCAGGUAAUCAAUUCUCAUUUUUCUUUUGUUUUUGGGUAUGGUAAUGUUUGCUAAUGAAGUUGAAACAAAAGAAAAAUAAAAAAUUACCUGAGAUAAAAAAUUACCUACAACAGGUGAGUACCCAUGCUCUUAGUCUGAAUUUCAAAACCUGUCAUUUCAUAAAUCAAAGAGAAAGCAAUGUCCCUGUUGGCAUUAUACUAAUUGUAUUUGUACUUGUCUUCAUUGCUGUUGCAGUUUCAACCCAUCUUUAUGUCCUUUGUCACCAUUUCAUUAUUUGUCUUAUGUCAUCUUUUCAAGGCCAUCUCGCCUGUCAGAAUUUUUCCCCAACAAAGCCUCACCCAGGCAAGGUAACAGUUGGGGGAGGGGAAAUUGUACAUGAUAGGGAGAUAUCCUGGAGGGAAAUUUUGUCUGUAGUCGCAUUCAGUUUUGAUGCUGGUUCUUUCAGGUAACAAUUUUAAUCUUUUACAGGUGCUGUUGCUUCCAGUGCUCCUGUUUUUGCCAAGCUAGACUUCACUAAAUACAUGGAGGUUGUAACAGCAUCCCUUGGUACAACAGGACAAGACUGUGUUAAAAAUGUGGCCAAUGCUACUGAGACACUCAAGUCAUUGCUUUCCUCUGAGCAGGGUGCAAAACAGUUGACAGAACUCUUCUCGUGAGUAUUUCUACACCCCUAUGUUUCAUCUUCAUCAUCACUUCUUGUCGUGCCAGUGGGCGCAUAAAGUCAUCACGCUUUCUGACCAACACUUUCUGUCCUAUGUCGCAGUCUUGUUUCUCUUUCUCUUAAUAGUCCUCUUCCGAGUAGUCUUUGAUCUUUGUCUCACCCUUUGACUUUCUUGUGUCCACCCUAAUGCUGAAAACCAGAUGUCAUUUACACGCUCUCUCCUUAGUAUGUGUACCAACCAGUUCCACCUUUGUCAUACCUUGCAGCUUAUGUCAUUGAUAUCUGCCAUCACAUCCACUCUCUCUCCUCCCUGUUGCACCUCAUUAUCUCUUACAUACACUGCUUCACCACUCUGCAGUGAUACUGAUCCCAUCUCUUUUCACCUGUCCCUACUCAUCCCUAUAGCCCUUCAAUUUCAUAUUCUAUCAUUUUCUUGGCUACUUGUCCUGCCUGUGCUACCUCCACCAUGGCACCCAUGUUCCAGCAACCGAUAGUUGUCUGUCACAAGGGGACUACUAUUGGGCUUAUCAGACUUUAAGCUUCACGCUGGAUUUGUCUGAAGAGCGUCAUUACAGCCCCAACAGUGACACCCCCAGUUAGUGUUGUCUGAUUAUCAAUGCUUCUACUUUCUGCAACAGUUUGUCUUUUUUUAUUAGGCCGGGUUGUUAGCCCUGCACCUAAAUUCCAGCCUGGAGGACCAGGGGGUCACUCUUUGUCUGGUCUCUACCCUUUAAACUUUUCGGCAUGGGUGGCCCUACCAGGAGUACAAGACUCCCGCUGACAUAGCUCUAGGGGUCAUUGAGACAUGUAAACUGCCCCACCAUGUUAAGGUGGUGACCCCAUUUGCAUUUCAUUAAUUUUUUUUGCCAUCUGAUCACCUUUGUCAUACUAACCCCUACACGUUGUUUUAACUCUUACUUUUAUUCACAUGCUAAAUUAACAUACUUAUAAGUUUCUACUUGGCAUGGUUAAGUGCUUUGACCCUGAGGGACACCACGACUGCCAGAGAGACAACACACCCAUUCCACUCUUUAUCCUUACAUGCACCACCACCCUCAGCAAAUACGUUUUAAGUAUGUCGUAAUAGCGGAGCUCCACACGCGCACAAAGCGUGCGUGAGCAGAGCCCCAUACCUAAGAAAAUUUGGUAAUCUAUCCAUCCCAGAAAUUUUGGUAAUCACGUGACCAUACGUCCGUUUGUCUGCUUAUCUGGUGGAUAAACAACCAGGCUAGCUAGGUGUACACAGAGUCAGGGUUUCAAACACUCAGCAGCGCAUCUAUACCCAAACGUUGUCAAGUACCUCCUUCCCCCGCCUUUACCAGCUAAAUUAACCCUACCGCAGUGUAACGAACUUAUGAAUAAAGCAUUAACUAUGAUCGAUGUUCUUAUGACCCCAGCCUUUGUGAACCACUUGAUAAAGACAAUGGUGAUGAUGUAGCUACAUUUGCAACUGACUUAUCUGGGAACUUUGCUGGUGUUGUUCAGUACAACAAAGAUAACAGAGCAUUUGAGGUAGGUAUUAUGAAAUUUACAAAGACAGCAACUCUAAUGCACCGAUCAAUUCGAAACUUCAGCAUCCCCCAGGCAGGCGGGCGGGAAAACCCCAAGGCAUUUGACCAUCAAUUGUAGACUACGAGUAGUCCCUCAUUUCCCCUCAGGGGCAGUAGAGCGAGCGAAACGCGAGCGCGCGUGAAAAUCAACCCUCACGAGAAAGGCGAGACGCAAGUGCCAAGUUUAACUUCAUUUUACGAUCCAGUGUCUGACAACGUAGAUGCAAUCUUUUAAAGUUAGAUGGAGGAGUUAAAAGGUCAAGACACAUCUUUUGUAAACAAAUGGCUUGUUCGAUAAGGACUUCGAAAGCUAGCAUGUGUGCAUUUUUGUUAUCAUACCCCUAUUUAAUAAAAAGUGUAUUAAUAUCACCGGAAGAUAUAAACCCAAAUUACUUUUUUACGUCCGAAACAUUCACUAUACACUGAUUAUAGAUUAAUCCACACACCACAACAAAUGUAAAGUUUGUUUUUCGAAUUCACAAUCUGCAAAAUAUUUCAUCUUUGGGAGGGGCAUUUGACCAAUUCAUUGGGCUAAUGUAAUGGGAAUUUGACCAGGCCUCACUUAAAAAGUUCAAAUGACCUGGGGGUUGCGCGUGGAGAUGUUGAAGUUUCGAAUUUGAUCGGCGCAUUACUUUGAGAAAUUUGUCUACUCACUAAGAGUCUGUUGAUUAGACGACGUUUAAAAUGGACCAACCGGUUUAAGACACUGCAAGCACCCUCUUAUUUUUUAUUAUUCUUUUUUCAAAGUUAGUAGAGUGACACACGUACCUGUUUUCGAAGAACAUUGUUUUAAGUUGUCCAAAUGAUAAAGACCUAAGAACGUGGUUUUGUUGAACCGCCGGUUUAAUAAGCUGCCCUAAGGGUUAAAAAAGAUCUUAUGAGCAUUAAUCUAAAGCCACUUUUUUGCGUCAAAUAUAAUUUGAGUGCGUGAACAAUUUCCUGUAAGAUGUAACACUAGCCAGUACCUUCACUUCGCCGCUAAAUUUUUUUCCUAAUGGCGCUUAAUUUAGUUAUUUUGACCAAAUGCUAAAUUUUGUAUUUUUUGGAAAACCGCAGACUGCAAAAGAAAGAAUUGAAAGAAAUAAUCGAAGAAAACCUCGAAACUGCAAAUAGUACAUGCACGUGUUUCAACCGAAAAACGAAACUGCGGUAAGAAUGCGGAUGGAAACAAAAGUGUGCUCUGACGAGCGUACAGAUAAACGGACUGAUAGAUAGCGCUAACUUGUUAAAAAAUCUUUUCUUGAAUGGACCAAUCAACAAAACUAGAGACGGAGGAAAAUGUGAAACCCGAAAAACCACUUUUCGUUUGAUGUAAAACAAACAAACAAACAAACAAACAAACACCCAACGUUCUUAAAAUAAAUAACCGACAACCGUUAACCCUUUAAGUCCCAAUAGUGACCAACAGUAAUUUUCUCCUGAAAAUGUCCAUACAUUGUCAAGAGAUAAGGUUGUGAGAAUAUAAAAAAUGAUCAUGAAAGAGAAAAUGCCUUGAUGUUUUAUUAAAUUCUCUCAACUAAUUUUUAAAGGAAAUGUAUGGAGAUCAGUUUGGAGAAUUUGUAUGUGGAUACUGGGGCUUAAAGGGUUAAGUACACGUAGCCCAUAAAACCCUGAAUUUUGGACGUCGCAAACCCAGGAUGGUCAGAUUUUAAGGAAACUAAAAUAGUGCUCUUGUUGUUGUUGUUGUUGUUGUCUUACAUGUUGUCAUUGUUGUUGUCUUAUUUUCAAAGGGUGCAGUAGGAACAAAUAUAACAAUCGAUACUUUAUGCGGUAUCAUGAAUAACGAAGACAUCGGAGAUCCAUUGGCUCGCUAUGCUAAAAUCAACUCGCUGUUACUCCAAACAUAUGGAUCCAAGUGUCUUGAUUCAAGCUACAAGAACAUGAUGACAAGUUUACAAAAUACGUCGUGGAAUAGCAGUGCUUCUGAAGGAGGUAGAGGAGAAAAUAAUAAUUAUUAAAUUAACAAACAGAUAACAUAAAUAAAUAAAAUCAAUAGAAAAAUCGAAACCCUGAAGGAGUUUUGGAUAGUAACCAUAAACCAGGUAGUUUACCGUAAAUUAUCUAAUUAACGCCCUCUCUCCUCCGCCUCUUGUCUAAUAAACGCCCCCUCUACAUAACCUGAGAUCAGGCCCAAUUUUAGCUGUUCUCAUACAUUCUCUCUAACGGCUACCGCGAAAAUUGGGCCUGAUACAAACUCUCUCACGUUUGUACUCACUGCGGCCAGAUUUUGGCCGUAACACUGAUUGGCUGUUGGAACAAUGCCUCAGGAUCUGAUUGGCUGUUGAAAUCAACGGAAAUUGAAACCGCUCAUUCUUCGCGUGGUUGUUUUCUUUUCGUUUCGCCUUGCUCGCGGGAAUGUAAAUUUCAAGCGAAACGAAAAUAGAGUCUGAUCUCAGGUUACCUCUACAAUGUCGAGUUUGUAUUAGACGCCCUUGUCUAAUAGACACCGCCCAUGACAGUUACUCCAGAAUACUAUGAAUUACCAAAGAGAAGCAAAAUCGUUCAAUUUACAUGUAUUUAGUUUCUUGCUUGAUUAACUGCAAGAGUUUGCGCGUUGCAUCUUGUUCAAUGUGAAGGUGAAGUUCAAAAUAAGGAUAGACUUACGAUGACAACACAGUGACCCUGAACGUGGAUUCUGACAUCCAAGUUAAGAAUUGAAAUCUCUGGACGGCCUAGACCUAUCAUUUGAUGGACUAUAUAUUCCACUAUUUACAAACUCUUGAUAUUUAUCGCUGAAAACAUAUUAGUUUUGUAGAGAUUUUUUUACAAAAAUGAAAAUAAACGCCACCUCUCUAUUAGAGCGAUUUUCGUAUGACCUUGAAAAAUGGUUUCGGUAAGUUUUCGUUAUUUGUUUUAUCAGCCAAUGGACAAAAAGAUCAAAACACGACCUCUUCGUUUUCCCGCCAAAGAAAACCCUAAUAUGGAGAAGGCGUUGUUCGAUUGGCCAAUCGUGUUGCAGUAUGACGUCAAAGCGAAGUAUAAAUUGAUUUCUAGAAGUUAUCGGGCAUGAAGUUUUUUCUCUCGAGCGUUCGCUUAACCAGCCAAAAGCCACGUGCGUUUGUAUCCGUUCGAUAAAACAAUCAAAUCGCUCUGCUUCCGUUCGUUUUUGUUUCUGUUUUGUUCGCGCGUUUUCGUUUCAAGGUCAUACGAAAAUCGCUCUAAACGCCCCGUCUUGGUCCCCUAAAAUUAAAUAAACGCCUCGGGCUCAUUUAAAUCAUUUACGGUAGUCUUGUUCUAGCCCCUCUCUGGACGUUGCGUUACAGGUAGGUGGGGGGCAGAAGUGGAUAAACAACGACAACGACCUUUGUUUUGCUCUUGAUUUAAGUACAUAUUAACAAUGCAGAGGAAUCUCAAAUUUUGUGCUUGCCGAUUUAAAGCUGGUUUUCACUAGGGUAUAAGCGUAAGCACAACCACAUGUGUCACCAAGUGAAAACUGGGUCGACAUAAGCAUAAGCACAGGAAAAACGGACAAGUUCGUUCUUCUUGUGCUUGUGCUUAUGUCGUAACUUUGACUAGUGAAAACGGGGUCGACAUAAGCACACGAAUAAGCACCAGGCCGUAGACCAAUCAUAGGUCAGUUUGACCCAGAACUUGUGCGAACAUAUAAAAAUCUAGCCUGCGAAAACAUCCGCUUCUCCUCGCUAUUCGUCGCUGGGGACGUUUCGCGCGGAGGAACGUCUGCGACUCAGCGACAGGAAUUCCAUACUGAUGACGUAAAAUCUGUCCGGAAUCCGGUCAGAAGCGCUGAUUGGUCAACGGAGUAGUUACAUUGUUUUAGCUAUUGUUUUCGAAUGACCGAUAAAGGACAAAAGGCCGCAAAGGUCAAAUGUAAACGCGAAGAAUCUCUAACAAAACAGUCAAUAUUUGUGGAACAUAGUCUUCUCUAGAAGAAGUAUUUGAGUUUUGCUGGAGCUUGUUGGCAGAUAAACACAACACUUUACCAAAAUCGACCAGAAGACACGUAAAACUGGACAAAAUUUAUAUUUGAAACCCCAUGACUACCGGAUUUAUCGUGUAAACAUUGAUUUGCGUCAUCAGUAUGGAAUUUCUGCCGCUGAGUCGCAGACGUUCCUCCGCGCGAAACGGCCCAGCGGCGAAGAGCGAGGAGAAGCGGAUGUUUUCGCAGGCUAAUAAAAAGCAAUAUGGCGGACGCCUCGUCCGCCAUCUUGUUUAUCAUCGGAUUGAGGAGAGCUGGUAUAGAAAAUUAAGUCAAAUAAACCUUUCUGCGCUUGUGUAUGUCCUUAUACUUAUGCUUGUGCGCUGCUGAAAGCCAGGCUUAUUAGUGAGCACACUCGCACUAAAAAGUAGCACAUGCCAGUCGCGUCAAGCGACGGUAUUACCCUACUUUCAUAAGAAAGGCUGUUGGAUUUUAAACGAAUCGCUUCUCUCCAGCGAUGCAAAAAAGGCAUAUUAAGGUAUUAAAAAGUCGCCAUUAUUCGCAAAAAAUAAAAGUAAACGUGAGAAGUUCGAUGCAAGGUGUCUAUUACAAUCGAGAAACGUGUAUUUGGGCUUGGGGAAGAAGUAACAAUCCUAGGUAAGUAAACAGUGUCACAUAGUAAUUUUCAAGGAGUUAUAAUAACUCCUCUAGUGGGAUUAAUUCAACUCCUUACAGUGAAGUUAUUUUUUCGGAGUUAUUUUAACGCCAAAAAGUAGUUUAAAGAACUCUCUUUCAGGAGUAAAAAUCACCCCAGUUUUGGGUUAUUAGUAAUAUUGAGGAGUUAAAGUAAGCGCCAAAAAGGGGUUAUCCUGUACCUAAAAUUUUUACUCCAUUUUUGGAGUUAUAGUAACUCCUAAAAAUUAAUGUACAGUUAUUGCAGAGUCAAAUUUGGUGGCGUGUAGACUUCUUGGAGGCGAUUUUGUUGGUGGCGAGAUGACCGUAAACCCUACCUCUAAAUCAUCAUUGAUUGAUUUGUUUUCUUUUCUUUUCUUUUUUCCCCAGGUCGACAGUGGAUGUAUCAAACAUGCACGGAGUUUGGGUUUUAUCAAACGUCAGAUUCUGCUAAUCAGCCAUUUGGAAAAUUGUUCCCUUUAAAGUACGCAGUCAGUAAAACAAAGCCAGAGGCUUUCAGAACAAAAUUAUUGAUUAAUUAACUUUUUUUAAAACUGGGAUGAGUGUUUCUGGAUUAGGCGUUAAGAGGCACUUUGUUUACUCAUAUUCUAUCUCUUGAAAAAACUUGGGGAUGUUGUUAUGAGAGCCUAUUUCUACUGUCCCCCUUUCCCCCAAGCAGUGUUGAUUGUGUUGAAACAAAACUUGAAUGCAUAACGUAGGGGGGUGGGGGGAGCAAGAGUUUUGACCCCGUUUGUAGUUCCAGUUCAUUUGCGCAAUUCUCUCUCGAAACUCGAGCAGAAAACCGGUUAAGUGCGAAUUCGUAACGUGUUUUGUUUGUUGUCUUGUUCUAUGGGGACUGAAACAGAUAAGUAAUAACACAGGGUUCGAACUUAAUAUUUUAGUCCACCAGAAAAGCUUUGCAGGCAAGAAUUAGUAGCAAAAUAAAAGUUAUAAAAAAUUAUUGUGAGUUCGAGCUAAAAUGCGGCUGGAAAAACUUGUAGUCAUUCUCCGCGCUUAAACAAUGGAGUACAGACUUGAAGUUAAAAUGUGCAACCAAAUUUUAUCUUCCUUCUCAAAUUGUUAUUUGGAAAAUGCUAACUCAUAAAUGCUUGCCAGAGGAUAUUCUUUUGACUCGCAAAUUCUAAAAACCAUUCGCUUUUAGCGAGUUUGGGGUCAUCCUCGGUGUAAAGACCUCUGAAGUUCUUCUGUGUUUUCUAGCUAUUAUUUUCCUUGGCUCUAUAGUGUUGACUUCGUAGUGGCUUCUUUGUAUUAAUUGUUUUACGUUACUCGUGAGUUUCACCGGUUUUUAAACCGAAUAUGAUUCCGAGUCUGCGAGUUUUAAUUUUGAGCCAUGACGCAUUAACUUGAAUAAGUUUCGACUUAGCCUGCGAGCAGGUUCCCUUGUUCGAAUUCGGGGAAAUAUCCGAAUUCGCAAGAGUGAGCCUGCUCGCCGGCUAGUUUCGAGUUUAGAAGGUGCCUGUUCCGUUUCCACACUAGGGACUUUGUGAUCCGACGACGCAAUGGCAGCGAAAACUUCGCUUAAAAAAGUGAAUUUACGUUCUUCCAGCCUGUCCCGAUUAUUGCCACCCGUUUACGUUAUCAAAAGUAGGCGAACCCCCCGCGUUGAAGUUGAAUGCCAAGGAUCCCUACCUAAGUGCCGAAAGAGAAAUAAGAUUUUGUCGCACUUGUUUACGCCCUCCUUAAAAUGUAAAAUUAUGCAAUUUCACGUCGAAAUCGUGCAAAAACGGCAAAGAAAUAUACAAAAAAGUGUAAUGCCCGUCCAAAGUUGCCGUUUUCCUUCUAAACCUAUUGUUGUUGUUGUUGUUGUUUUUUUUUUUUCGUCCUCGUUGUACGGAAAACUCGUUACAGAUGGAAAACCCGUUUUGGUUGGAGUUCUCGUCUCUGGUGUGACUUUAGCCAUUUACAUGAUACAUUCUUGCCGUGGGCUUUGUUCUGUGUCUCGUGAAAAUCUAGCUACCUUUGAAAAAGACUAAUGUGGUGUAUUAAAUUUCAUCAUAGGUUUUCUAUUCAACAAUGUAUGGAUAUCUUCGGACCUCAGUUUAAUGCAGCGAACAUUCAACGCGGUAUUGAUCAAACAAACACCAACUAUGGAGGAUACGGAAUAUCUUCAAGCAAGGUGAUUCUUGUUAAGAUUUAACUUACUCCUAGAUCAAGUAAUGGCCAGAUUAUUUGUGAAGGCUUUGAUGUUACUAUUCAAACGAAACCUCUUCAACAGUACUUUCACGUGGUACUAUUGUUAUUUGGGCGUCCAAAUAGAGUAAUCGAGAUGGCUUGUUUUGAUCAAAGUUGCAAUAGGCACGCAAUACGUGCGAACUUAAAGAAGCCAAGUAAACAAGCAAAGCGACGCGAAUGUCUACUAAGGGAUGUGUCACGACACAGUAUUUAUCCUCGUUACGUACGUCCCAAAGAUAACGUACGGCAAACAAAUUUGCAAUAGAAAACAAAAGUAUUGAAAAAACAAGGUAGACUCAGUGAAACAAACUAUUAAAGAAUGUAAAUUUUUCCUUUGGAAAAUAAUUGUGCUCGCAGCACACGGCGUGAACGUUUUUUCUCUCGUACCAAAGGUACCGGUCAUUGCCCUUUUUCACUGUGCAGACUAUUCAAUGCCAGUAAAGACGUCGCGGCUCAUGUAGUCAGGCCCUUAGUUUUAUUGCCAGAUUUUACGUCCUUCCCCAUGACCUUACCGAUUUUUCAAAGCCCCCCGAACAUACACACAAGAUUUCAGCCCCCCCCUCAAAAUUAUACCCACUUCUCUACAUUAAAUGAACUUUUCCUCUUAUCUGCGUUCUCUCCAUACAAAUAUCAAAAAUAACCGAAAAAAAAUCCCAAAUAGGAAGCCUAACAUCGUUUAAAAGUACAAGUAUGUUUUCGUCUAUUGAUGAGAUCUUUUACAACCACCACUUCAUUUCAACACACUAACUACACUAUCCCUUUAUAACCAAAUUAGCAUCCAACAACUACCUCACUGCAACACCCAAAAUCACUUUUACCUUUCAAAAAAAUCAUUUUUUGUUACUUCAUGUUAAAUUCUACGAGAACGCAGUUUCGCUGAUUACCAAACUACAGCCAUUAUCUUGCCAAAUCCACGUCCAAUAUAACUCCACUCCUUCCACUCCACACAUCUCAACCAACCCCUAAAAUAUACAACGCUACUGCACCACUCACACCUGCCUAAUACACAUGCCUAGUACACAUACACUCACACGCGUAGUACAUCGACGCCCAAAUAUACGCUCCCACAGCGUCUUGUUUAGUAUGUAUUUCUAACUUUUGAGUCUGUGGAUGAAAUUCUAUGGUGUUGGUCAUUCAAAUGAAACCUCUUCAGCAGUACUUUCACUUGGUACUGUUUAUUUAGUUUGUAGCUCUAACUUUUGAGUCUGUGGAUAAAAUCCUAUGGUGUUACCAUUCAAAUGAAACCUCUUCGGGCAUAGAUUUUGCCCAGUGCCAUUUAUUUUUUAGGAUUUUAGUAAUACAAAAAAGAUUGUUUUUUGUGAAGUUUUAAGUUUUAUUUUCCAAUAUUAGGAGGAAAAGGGUAGGGAUGGACUUGAAUACAGUGUAACCUCUAAUAACGACCGCCUUUCCUAAACGGCCUUGAGAAGACUUCUUCUCUUUCCAUAAAAUUGCAAAAGAAAAAGGACUUGGUAAUACCAAGCCGUCUUGACGAAACGGGGCUGAUCAGUAACUCAUACAUCAAAGAAAUGUAUUACACUUUCCCCACAUAACUUGUGUCAUGGAUUUUGCACUCCUUUCCUUCACAAAACAGCCACCCAUCUAAAACGGUCACUGCGUGGCAGGUGUCGAAUGGGGUGGAUGGGGGAGAGGGGCACAAGGUAGGGAAAUUCUCGGUUUCUUCUCUCCUCUCUUUUUAAACCUGCCACGCAGGCCGCCUUUGUCCCAAAGAAAGUGACUGUCGUAUAGACGUUCAACUGUAAGCUGUUGUAAAAUGGGUGCUCGAGGGGUGCAUGUGGUUACAGUGUAGGCUACGUUCGCACUAUACUGGAUAGCUUUUUCGCUGGCACAAAAAUCAUACCGGAUAGGGCUUCUGUUCACACACAAUGACGUGAUUUCGGCGCGAUGUCCGUGGCGGAGAGAAGCUGCGCCGCGUUGAUCUCGAAAGUGGAGCGUCACAUAACGGGUAGGUUUUGUGCCAUACUUUGGUGCAAUGGGAACACCUAUUCGGACCGUGGCGGAAGUGAAUAAGUAGGGGCGAAGACUGGAAGACACUGAAACGGAAGUAAAUAUUCAGGAGUGAGGACUAGUAUUUAGUGCACCAAACUCUCUCUGCCAACCGCGCAGGCACGAUGUUCGACGUGUGUGAACGACUUGUUGCAGCCCCAGGCCGUUGCUGUUCAUAUUAUAUAUGCAUACAUAUACAAACAUACAUUUAUAUAGUAAAGCAGAUCAAGAAAAAUUGGCCCCUUUACAGCUGAUGUGGACCUAUACUGGAUAGCUUUUCGUGUCGGCACGUAUAGACACAAAAAAGAUACACCCGUUAGUAAAUUUAUAUUUACUUCAAACAAAUAAACUUGUAACCAGUGCAAAGUUGAGGCUGCGAUCAACUAGUAACUUGACAGCGGAGAACAGCGGAGAACUUCAAGAAACACGUUACCUGGAUGGGUCGACACCUGAGCCCGCAAUAAGGUCAUGUGAUACUGGUCAGCGGAUACCCUGUUUUGACAGCUGUCAAUCGACCAGAGCAUGGNACUAGUAACUUGACAGCGGAGAACAGCGGAGAACUUCAAGAAACACGUUACCUGGAUGGGUCGACACCUGAGCCCGCAAUAAGGUCAUGUGAUACUGGUCAGCGGAUACCCUGUUUUGACAGCUGUCAAUCGACCAGAGCAUGGAUGAGCAAUAUCAGGUUGCAUGCUCCCACUUUAGCUAGAAAGUUUGACGUUUCACAUUGGUUGCCCUGUGGUGCGGGCGGACGUACGGUCAUGUGAUUACCAAAAUUUCCUUGAUAGAUAGAUUACCAAAUUUUCUUGGGUAUGGGGCUCUGCUAUGAACUGUGGUUUCUACGGGACUAAUUAAAUUGUCCAUGUUAAAGAGGUGUAUGUAAGUAGAUAUUCGUGCGUAAGCCUGUGGCGCUUAAACCGAGACAUCUUCUGUAAAUUGAUGGGAAAUUACAGUACGAAAAGAGAAAACAUUAAAGAAUUGCCUUCUCUCGGUCUUGGGAUUCGAAGAUUGACUUUCCACUACUGCGCAGCUUUGAAUUGAUUCGCGAAGGAUCUUUUGAAGAUAAGUAGAUUCACGGCUUGUUUAUUCGACGAUCCCGCUCUAAGGAUUACUGACCUGUCCUGACGAAAAGUGCAUCUCUUUGCUAGUAAAUCGACCCGAUUAAUACGAACAUCUACAGUGUUUGAGAAGUUUUCCUUAAUUCUCAGUCCGUCUGCUUGAAAGGGAAGCUGAAACAAGGACUCGGACUAUCCUAAUAUCCUUACGUUGUUUUCUGUCCAAAACUAUUUGAAAGAGCGAAGGUGUUCGUUUAGUUUGUGUUUAGGUUCCAGUUAAGAACUUAAAACAUUAAACAUCUAGUUUGAUUUUCUCGUUGUGAUAAAAGGUUUGUCGGUGACGUUUUCACCUGGGGUAAUGCGGACCCUUGCGCUUGUCUGUCUGCAUUUAUCGGGUUUUAAAAUAAAUAAUUAAAUGUAUAAAUAAAUUCUUUUUCCUUAGUGUUUUACGCAACACAUUUCUCGCCCUGUGGCAGAACACCAGUAUUGUUAACAUUGAAAUUAACAUGCUUGUUCAUAUUUCCUUGUCGCACUCUCUGUCCAGCUUCUCCUUCGCGUUCUUGCCCUGCUUCUAUACUGACCAGAGCGUUUGAUGCUGAUCUAGAUCUGUUCAGCCUCGGCAAUGUUCCCAGUUCUACAAAUAAACUCAAUGAACGCCACACGAAACUCUCUCAGUCUGGCUGCGUAUAUAAGAGGAUUGAAAAAAGCGUUCAAUAACGUCAUUAACGUUGCCAAAAAGAAAUAUAUGUAAAGCACGUCAAAAGACAGUUUACUUUGAUACCUCACUAAGACAACUCUAAAAAUGAGCAGGGGUGUAUAACACAAUGUGAGCACUACAAUGAUGAUAAACGUCACUUUGAAAGCCUUUUUAUCUUUUUGAAAUUGUUCCCUUGCUUCCACGGUCACUUGCUGAGCUGCAAUUUGCUUUUCGUGUCGGCGGAUUUCUCGGUAAACCGUAACAUGGCAGAAGAUUAUAAAGGCGAGGCAUAGACCCAUGGUUGCAUUGUUAAGCGGCAAAAAUACAGAUCUGUAAACGACAAUACCAAUGUGAACAAUUAUUGAUAGUAGCCACGCUAAGACAGAGGCAACAAGAAAACGAGCUUCGGUAACGAGGCUAAAGUGCGCGAACGGGUGUCUCAUGGCUACAUACCGCUCUCCGCUAAUCAAAGCCAUGUUUAUUAAAGAGGUAGAGACACUGACGACUGACAUAGCCCUUGUAAGAGCUUGCAACACGCACGUUGCACUGGAAACGUCAUCAUCAUUCUGACAAUAUUAGUAACGCUACUUCCUCCCGACAUGUUCCUACGGGUGUUGCUUCAGACAACUUCGAUCAUUCCGCUCAGGUUAUAAGCUGAACACUGAAGAGUCGGCACUAAAGUAAAACUGCCGGAUCAUAACAAGCGCGUUCAAGGCAGCGGUGACAGGAAAUGUAAGAAUGUGGACGGCAAUGAUAAUAAUAAGGAAAGCUUGAGUUAAUAUCGAAGGUUGAUGCAGUCUUCCUCCCAUAACAACGUAGAACUCACAUCUAGAGGGGAAGAACUCGUUGCUUGAAAGGUUCGAAUUCAUCCUUUUAGAUCUUUUUCUGGGCUUUUUGCAGUUCGGGUUACCGUUUCUUCUGUUAGUUGCGGAAAUUGUCCCAGUUUGAAACAAUCAUUAUCCGUUACAACAAUGAGCCCAUUACAGUCAAGCCUUGAUGCCUGUACCAAAAGGAAGGAUCUUUGUGUCCGGAUCACUGUGGUGUCUGUAUUAUAAUAUCAGCUGUGCCCGUAUGAUUUAUUGUAUCUUUGGACAAAGAUAGGUCUCUGAGAGGCCAGUCAGCGUAAUGGCGGACUGUUAUAGGACUGUCUUUGAUAAGAGGUUCAACUUCACUUGAUGUUUCCAAGUUAGUUUUUUCUAAAAAAAAGAGGGAAAGGAGAAAAGGAAAGAAAGCCAUUAGAAAAAAUUCAAUGACAUGAAAACUGGUAAGUUGUUGCUAAUAAGGCAAACUUGUAAUACAAGUUACUUUGUAACUUUACUUACGAGUUAUUUUUUGUAUUAUUCAGUAUUUACCUCCAUUUUUGCACGAAUGGAUCGCCCCAGCCAGUUUAAAUUAACUUUGAAUAACCUAUUUAUAUUUCAUGAAGAAACUACAUAGAAAUUCAAAUUAAAUGAAAGUGAAGUUUUUCUAUGGUCUUAUUAUUAUUAUUUGAUAAGUUCUUGUAUUAUUAAACCGACAAACCGAUCUAGAUGUAAGAAUUUUUUAGCUGUUAAAAAAACUUUUUGUUCUCGCUUUAAACUUUAUGAAACGGUUCCGGUCGUUGACUUACCUGGAUAUAUUAUAUUUAGCAUUCACUGGAUGAGACUGAGUAUAAUCUGGAAAAUUAUGCAGAUCGAGAAGGGGUUUUCGGACUCACCGCCAUUAUAUUUUCGAGUUAUUGAGGUAUAAUGAGUGAAGUUGGUGCCCCGCUUUUACCUUUGCCUGUAACCAGAUAAAAUUACCUCUUUUUCUUGGUGAAUAAUUGAGGAACAGACAAGGCGAGAACUUAACCAGCAAACUGUAGCUUCGAACGACAUUAAGAUAAUUUUGUCUAGCGUAGAUUAGAAUUUGUCAUAACAAUUGUGUUUUGGUUUAAUUUUAAUUUUUCUAUUUGUGUGUGUGUGUGUGUGUGGGUAUAAUAAUGAAUGAUAAUGAGGUUAAACAAAGAAAAAGCAAAAUUAAAACAAAAAUAACUGAACCGUAAAACGUGAAUUAAUUAUUCACCAAGAAAAUGAAGUGAUUUUAUUGGCGGAUUCAUCGUGACGUCAUUGUUUACAUUUUUGGUCAUUAACAUACGAGUUAACCCAUAGAAGACGUGGUAGUAUAUACAAAUCAGGUUCAUAAAUUGGAAGAGCUGGUUAAUUUGAGUAAUUUGUGCAAGUUUCAGCUCUUUGCAGUCAACUAAGAAAAUAGCAGCAAUCAAAAACUGCGGAACUGCUGGGUGCCAAAACGUUAAUGAGUUCAUACAUUGUUUGUAAAUUUUGGGGUUUUUCAAAGAGAAUUUCUCCGAACAUUUUCGGCAUAUCGGGCUCAAAUUUUCAGAGAUAACAGAAAUUGUUAUGCUCUUUCAAUACUCAGAGACUUUGUUUUAUUAGCCUCAUCAGAUAAUGAUAAGCAUAUGCUAAUGAGGCAAACAAUAUUAACGGAGAUAGGCCAUUUGCACUAAGAGGUCAUGUGACAUCGUUUUUAGUGAAAAUGAAAGUUAUACGAUUUUGCCUUUGAAAAACGAUUAAGCAAAGUAAUGGUGGUUUGGUUUUCAAACCUGCAUCAUUUUCCUAAAAUGAGUAAGUUCGUAAAUGGUCACGUGACCAAAAUGUGAUUUUUGAAAUUAUGAAUUACCUCUUUCUGAACACAACUUUUCCACUUAAACUUCAAGGAAAAUGUUGAAAAGGUGAUGUUGUAACGUUUACAGCACAUCUGAGGGUAACUAUCAAACGUUUAACAAGAUAUAAGCAGAAAGUGGUUUUGGCCGCCAUGUUGAAGGGCAAGACUAUGCCCUCCAACAUGGCGGACAGUACAAAUCAUAUUUUUACUUUGUUGAAAAAUGAGUGCCAUAAAACAUCUCCCUUAAAUGCGUUUCCUCUCAAAUUUUAGGUGUAAGAUAAUUUUUAUGUGCUCUAUCAACUUUUGGCAUCGGGAAGAUUCCAACUCAUUGUUUAAAGGAAGCAUUGGUCACGUGACUUCAAAGUGCAAGUGGCCUAUUCGCCCAUAUGUUUAAAGGCAAACGUAAAAGCGGUGCUCCAACUUCACUCAAGAAAAACGAGUAUUAAAAACACAUGAAGUUUAACUCAUGAAAAGAAAUGAGCGAUUUCGCGGAAUUUUUGUAACUCCGCACGCUGGUUCAAACAAAUCAAGAGGAUUGUAUGUUUCGAUGUAACAACGCGAUUUAAUCCAAUCGCACAAUCUAUUGCGAUGUACAAUUCUUACUCAUUCAACGAUAAAGACAAGAACUAGAACUAGAACGUGCCUAAUACAUUCUGAGUAUACAUAGGUUUCUCUACUGUCCUUAUAGUAUUUUUACAUUAAUCACAUGUACAGUAAAUUUCCUUAAUAAUGUAUCUACAUUAAGUUGCUAUUACAAAAUCGCACGUUCUUUCACCUUAUUUAGCUUAAGUGAAUAAAUGCAGUUGCAUCAUUUUAUAUGGUAAACUUACUCGGACUUUGUCCACAUGAUUGUGAAAUCCUAUGUCACGAAAUCUAUAUUGUUUGCGCUACAAAUAUCAAUUUUUAAUAAAUAUUUAAUGAAAAAAUAAUCACGUUAAGCAUCACAUAUUUCUUUCCCGACAAGCGAAGAAAACUCGCAGAUAAUUUGAACUUCUAAUGUUAAAUUAGUGUAAUUUUAUUACAUAUUUUUGGUUAUCGAAGAUUGCGCAAAAAAUGAACUUGAAAUUCAAAAUGGGAAAAAAAUUUACCGAAAAGUGGAGGGAAAAGAGCCAUGUUAUAAUUGAUAAUAUGGUCUUAUGAUGUUGUUGUCUCUGAGCUUUGUUGUUAAUGAAGAGUAAAAGGCACAGAAAUUACUUAUAAAAAAGAGUCUGAAGGGAUCAGUCUGAGCGAGAAGUUAUUACUAUUAUUAUUUUUUGAUCCUUCCGUGUGCGUUCUUCAAGGGCGAAUUUUUAAACCUUAUAAGGCGAAACUAUUCUCUUGGAAACCAUAACACUGUGAGCGUGGCAGUCAUUUGUCAAUACUGAAGUAUGUUUUGUUUUUACUUUACUCCCUGCGUUUAAAGCACAAAAUCUUCCCCGAAUGCUACGAAAAAACGGAAAGUCAAACUUACCUUNUUUAAACCUUAUAAGGCGAAACUAUUCUCUUGGAAACCAUAACACUGUGAGCGUGGCAGUCAUUUGUCAAUACUGAAGUAUGUUUUGUUUUUACUUUACUCCCUGCGUUUAAAGCACAAAAUCUUCCCCGAAUGCUACGAAAAAACGGAAAGUCAAACUUACCUUAAUUACUUAGAUCUAUGUCUGCUGUAAUGUAAUAAUCUUUUUCUGUGCUGACAAAAACUUUCGCAGCCUUUACCUUUUCACUCUCAAAUUUCUUACUUCCAAUGCUGAUUGUCCUGAGAUUUAAGAAUAUCGGCGGCAGCAUAAACAGCAAAUUUCCCAACCAAAAAGAUCAAACGUAAAGCGACAGCAGAAAAAGGUUGUUAAAAUGGUACCAACAAUAAACUUAAUCUUGCUUGUAACACCUGGACGUAUCAUUGACAAAAGACGUGACGGUUGGUCCUCAAUGUUACAUUAAAACAAAAAAUGGACAAACGAGGCAAAUAUAAAGGCAAACACGAAGUUUUUUUAUUUUUUGUUGUUGUUGUUUUUGUUGAUGAUGUUUAUGUCAAGAGGGUGUUAAGCAAUUUACUUCACUGUUGCACAAGCAUUACCCAUAGUUUUACUGUCUAUUUCACCUUAUACUUUUCUGUGACUGGUUGCCAAAUUUGUUGGAAAAUUUGAAACUACGUUACGGAUCACCCAAUUACUAUCCGCAAAUUGCGAACUUCGAAACGAAAUGCAACUUUUGUUCGGCAUGAGCUAGAUUCGAAACUUCGACGUAGGAGGAAUACGUUGUUUUUUUUGCUUAUGUUCCAAAAGAGUAAACCCUGUACUCUUAUCCCUGCCUGGGAAAGCAAGCAGAUGCUGUUUCUUCGAUCGAUACGUAAUUUUUAAUAAUAAGUGGAAUAACCAUUUCUUUGGCUUUGAUUUUAAAGGAUAUAAACCGAUGCCGAACGAAGCGUUUCCAAGAAUUGCAAGCACUCUGGGACACACUACGGGGAAGGGUUGUACUCUACUGACUGUCUAUUUGUCGUUAGCGAUUUUUUUUCACGUGUGUAUAAUGUUUGAUUAGUUUACCCGAUUUAUUCAAGAAUGCCUGUUUGGCCAUUCAAAGCGUUAAUUCUUCGUGGUCUCAGUUUGAAUGAAGAUUUUGUAUCGAAGUAUUCUAUUUCCAUUUUUAUGUGUUUAACCAAAUGAUGACUAGAAAACGGUUGCAGUAACUUUUAAUGGCGUCUAAGGGCGAAUGGGUUAAAGUGGUUUUAAAAUGAUAGUUCAGCCUAGAUUCGGUAGAAUUUCCAAAUGUGUGUCCUGGAUAACUUCUAUUUAUUCUAUUUUUUGUAUUUUGUUUGUUUGUGUGUGUGUGAUAAUGAACUAUGAUAGUGAGGAUUAUAAAAAGAAGCUAUUGAAAACUUAAAGGAAAUAAGGAUGUUAUUCUAAUUGAAUAUACUUUAUAUAAUAAUAUCUUGACGAAAUGGGAGAUAAUGAAUGAAAGAAAUUUGCCUUAUUUUCAUUUCAUAUAUUUAUUUAUUUUUUGAAUUAAAUUAUUCUAUUUCAAUACUAAUUUUGGCGGAUCGAAAAUAACCCUAGAAACCGACCGGGAAACCUUUUAGCAGCCUUUACAUUUUAACUCUUAAAUCGCUUAUUUUCAAAGCUAAGUAUUCUAAGAUUAAACUGAGAUAAUCGGCGGCAACAUAAACGACAAAUUUCCCCAACCAAGAAAAAAAAUGUCAAAAAGCUUGAGCAACAGCCAAAGAAAAAGGUGAUUGUAAUGGUACCAACAAUAAACUUAAUCUUGAUAAUUUACAACCGGAGCGUAAAAAGAGAAAAGUCGUUGGCUGAUACUGUAUUUCGUGAUUUUAAAUGAAACUAGGAGUUUCAAUUUGAAUGUAAGUGCUGGCGCCAGAGCUAGAAGAAAAUACGGAGAAUACUGUUUGAAAACAAAUAAGGUAGAGAAAAUAAAAAUGACCGCUGGGAAUUAGGGUGGGUAAGCCGUUUUAAAAGAAAAAUAUGUUAUUUGUGUGUAUUUCUGACGUAUAAAAGGGGAAAGUCCGUCGAGUAAAUUUCCAAAGUGCAAGCAGGUGAUAAACGAGGUCUGAGAUUUUAGUAAUUGCUUGUUUAAAUUUUCUGGAUCUCUAUUUGCCUGUGGAAUUAGUUUCAUCAAGGUCGCGAACGGUUAAGUGAUGAAUCCCGAGGAAGAGAGGUCAUUUUAUGUGUUUGGCUGCUCUACUAUGUCGACAACUUUUGCCGAUUCGCGAAUGGAAGUGCGAAGAUAUUGACGCAUAGACAUUAUUGGGUAUCAUUCGCAUUAAUAAAACCUGGUUAGCGAUAUGCUGUACGGUCGACUCCCAAUGGCUCGGACCCUCGCUAACUCGAAGCUCGUGCUAACUCGAACGAAAGUCGAUUUCCCCUGCAUUUCCUUCAUACAUUUACUGCAUGUAAUUUUACCUUCGAUAUGUCGAACCUCCCUCGCUAACUCGAAGUAAUUCUUGUUUCCCUUCAGAUCAUUUCUAUACAAUUUUACCCUUGAUAACUCGAACCAUGUUUUAAGCUCGUGAUUAGUCGGAAAAAGCAGUGAACAGCAGCUCAAAACAUUGGUUUUAUUUCAAAGCAACCGUGUAUUCUUAGUCUUUACUUUUUUGUCAGUCCAAUUAAAUACAACGUUUAGCCAUGUACUAAUCAAUCAAGUUUUUUUUUUCAAUUCCUUUUCCAAAACGCAGUAUAAAUUUUGCUGCUCUUGAAGUGAAGUGUGCAUGAUACUUUCAUUCCUCCCCCAUUUCAUUUCCUUAUUUCUAGUUAUUUGCUUCGAUCUCCCGAUAACUCGAACCUUUUUCAAUUUCCCUUGAAGGGUCGAGUCAUCGGGAGUCGACUGUAUUUAAAUUUCUCAAACUCAUUAAUAAUUCAUAAUUAAUGUUUUUAUUUUUUAAUUAGAGUGUGGAAAUCAAAUGAAAAACAGCUCAUUUUUGCAUCCUUAAAGCCUCUUCCUAAAUCAAUUUGUUUGAGAAGUAAUAUCAAGCAUUCGACACAGUGUUUCAUCAGCAGAUGACACGCCUCGAAGUUCGUCAAAAAUACUCCUCUGCGGAUCGUAUUUUUUACCCUCUUCUCGGUGUUCCAUCUGGUGAUGAAACACUGCGUCUCACGCUUGAUGUAUUACGUCACAAUCAAGCAUUUGUUCAUCAAAACUCGCGAGGCGCCUCAUUUUCGGCAAUACUAUUGUAUUUUCUCUUUCCAAUUAGAGAUCGUCGAGCGCACGUAUGAAAAUAAAACCGUGCCGUUUGAUUUUCGAAACGAAAAAGAAAACAACGUCUCUGUACAGACUAAAUCCAUGGUUCUAAGCUUUUCUUUCGCCUCUGCGGACAAAUGUGCUUCAUGGUCAAAUUAUCAGCUGAAUUAUUUACUCCGAAUAGAAGUAUUUUUACCCGGCUUUUCACUAUUGCUGAAUGCACAGAGAAAUCUCCAUGAAGGAGGAUUUAAUUAAUAUCUUCGCACCUCCAUUAAGGUGGUUUUCCACGUUACGUCAUCACCGCCAUGCUGGUGGACGGUAAACAAAGAUCGCUCAUUAGCUCUCUCCGUUUGUCCACCAGCAUUUGUUCAUUUCACCAUUGUUAUUUGUGUCUCCCGAGAUUGCAUGAAAACCACCUAUUCGCGAAUCGGCAAAUAGAGCGGCCAAAUCCCUAAAAAUCUCUCGUUUUCCUCGAGAUUCAUCACUAAAACGCUUUGGAUCGAGACCUUGAUGAAUACUUCCACAAGCAAGACACCGAGAAAAUAUAAAAAGCAAUUUUUUCUUACACAUUCACCUCGUUUUUAAUCCCUUGCACCCUGGAAAUUCACUCAAAUCUCUCGAUCUCGUCCACGUGCGUUUUACGUGAUGUCAUCCCACAGGAGAGAAUACCUCGGAUGAUAAGAAAAGUAAUAGACCUAUUCGGCUAACUCAAUGUUGUACCCAAUUCAAAUCUCCCUGGGUUAAGAUUCUUUGUGUAUUGUAUUUGCAUUAUAAUGUGGCAUUCACAUUUAAAUGAUAUGGAAAUUCCUGAAACAAAACGUUUUAACCCCAAAGGGUUUGAAUUGGGUACAACAUUGAGUUAGCCGAAUUGGUCUAUCGACUGCGCUUCUGAUCUUACAUUCGACAAUUUUGGCUUUUUCUAGCCUGCGUGAAAGCUCUCCUAUUUGGGCGUGUCUCGCGAGAACGAGCGAGCAAAGGGCCGAGGGGCUUCGCUUCACGCUCGCGCGUUCUCGCGAGACUCGCUUCGCUCGCCCAAAUAGGAGAGCUUGCUCGCCGGCUAGGCUUUUUCCUGCUCUUGUAGAGAAUGGUGUAUUGGUUCGCAAAGGCUUGCCAGCAAAAGUGAAAAACCAUUGCAACUGAAGUGAAACAUGCGAGUGAAACAUUUGAACAAUUCAGAGACCGCGUGUUAAAGUUACUAGAAAGACUACCGUUAGAUGCUAUUGAUCGCACUAUCGAAAGCAUCAAUGAUGAUCGAUUGAUACCAUUAUUUCGUCAAAAGGGCCCCGAACCAAAUAUUAGGACUGUUUUGGAAUCGAAGACCUUGUAAGUAGGUUUUAUAUAUUUUUUUACGCAGCAUCACGUUCAAGCGCUUGCCAAAGUUCGGCCCAGAGGCAAUAAGUUAGGGUUCCCAUCUAAAAUCAUUUAGGAAAGUCACUCUGGCUUCCUCGUCCCCUAUCCAUGCGGAGGAGCAGGUAGGAGGAUUGCAAAAUGUAUUGAAAAAUUACUUUCAGUGGCGAUAGAAUAAAGCUCUUUCCACAGUUUGAGCUUCCAUGUAAAUAAACAUGUCUGUCAUAAACAGUCCGCAUUUGCAGGUACCUCAAUGCAUACGACCCAGUGCAAAAUAUUAAUUCCACAAAACUUUCACGCUUCUACGACAGCUUCUAUAGGAAACUUGUGAUUAUCUAAACAAGUCGCUGCGUUUUCAUAGACCGCGACGCCAUUCUGUCACUGACAGCAUACACGGAGAGAGCCCUGCUAAAACAUCGUGUAAAUGUGAACAUCUGUACGGGUGUUCUCAGAGCGUCCACCCACCCCCCUCCCCCUACAAAUACUUCCACAUUUAUUCUUUGCACGCUAUAAGGAAUGAACGGGUUAAGCAUAACUUCAAUCAGAGGCCUAUUACCCUAAAGGUUCCAACCUCUACUAACGUACGCCUCUCCAAACCGGCCUCGAGUAAGACUUCGCGGUUCAUAAAAAUGCAAAAGAAAAAGACUUUGGCCAAUAUCCAGCCUUAUUAUAUGGCUGAAUCCACGAGCGGGUAACAUGAUGCGAAUUCUGUGUUCUGACUGGCUACACGACCAUCUUGCCCGCUCAAAGAAUAUAUUAAAACUGGCGGAUUUUCCUACACGGCAUUUUCAAACGACAGCCACGAGAAAUUAUUUGACUACAGUGGAACCUUUCCUUUGGAACACUUUUAUACAACGGUCACCUCCAAUCAAGGGACGCAAACUUCGGUCCCGGAAAAACGUUCACAUGAUCUUUGUAUUUGUUACCUCUAUUGAAGGGACACCUCUACUCAGGGGAAAGGGACACUUUUNAUAUCCAGCCUUAUUAUAUGGCUGAAUCCACGAGCGGGUAACAUGAUGCGAAUUCUGUGUUCUGACUGGCUACACGACCAUCUUGCCCGCUCAAAGAAUAUAUUAAAACUGGCGGAUUUUCCUACACGGCAUUUUCAAACGACAGCCACGAGAAAUUAUUUGACUACAGUGGAACCUUUCCUUUGGAACACUUUUAUACAACGGUCACCUCCAGUCAAGGGACGCAAACUUCGGUCCCGGAAAAACGUUCACAUGAUCUUUGUAUUUGUUACCUCUAUUGAAGGGACACCUCUACUCAGGGGAAAGGGACACUUUUGCUGGGUCCCAAAACCCAGGUUUAACCACACCUUGGCACUGAACACAAAAAUCGUCGAUAAGUUCAAGUGUUUACUGGUCAAAAUGGCGACAGCUUUCAAAACAUGAACUAUGUCAGUUAAAACCACUUCACUGCUCUAGUGGGAAUUCAGUACACAACAUCGCAGAUAAGUCAAUCAAAAAUUUUUUAUACACUAUUUAGCUGCUUGAAACAAUGGCUGCAUCAGAUUCCAAGGCAGAAAUCAGUGAAAGAAAAGUAUUUUAUUUGUUUGGUUAAUUAUUAACGAACCCCAGCCCAACCUCCAUUCAGGGGACACCUCUAUUCAAGAAACACUUGCCUUGGUCCCGAGGGUGUCCCCUGAAUAGAAGUUCCACUGUAAGUUGUUACGCGACACAAUUCUGGCGCUAUGACAGAACGUCAUUAUUAUUAAUAUCAUCAUUGUUGUUCAUAUUUCCUUGUUCCACGUUCUGUUGAGUUUGUCCGUUGCGUUCUUGCCCUGCUUCCUUUCUGACCACAGCAUUUGCUGCACCAGAUAACUCACUCUCAAUCUGUUCAGCCUCGGCAAUGUUCCCAGUUCUACAAAUAUACUCGAUGAACGCUACGCGGAACUCUCUUAGUCUGGCCGCAUAUAUAAUAGGAUUAAAAAACGCGUUCAAUAACGUCAUCAAGGUUGCCAAAAAGAAAGAUAUGCAAAGCACCUCAAAAGACAUUUCACUUCGAUCACUCAUUAAGACAGCUCUAUGGAUUAGCAAAGGUGUGUAACACAACAUCAGCACUACAAUGAUGAUAAAUGUCACUUUGAAAGCCUUUUUAUCCUUUUGAAAUUGUUUCCUUGCUUCCUCGGUCACCUGCUGAGAUGCAAUUUGCUUUUCGUGUCGGCGGAUCUCCCGGUAAACCGUAACAUGGCAGAAGAUGAUAAAGGCGAGACAUAGACCAAAGAAUAUAUUCCUAAUGGGCAAAAAGACAGAUUUAAAAGUGACAAGAAUAAUGUGCAAAGUUAUAGACAGUAGCCAUGCCAAGAUAGAGGCAGCAAGUAAACGAGCUUCAGUUACGAGGGUAAAGUGCGCAAACGAGUGUCUGAUGGCGAGGUAUCGCUCCCCGCUAAUCAAAGCCGUGUGGAGUAUGGAGGAGGAGACACUGACGCCUGAUAGGGCAUUUGUAAGAGCUUGCAACGUGCACGUUGCACUGGAAAUGUCACCAAGUAAGACUGUUAUAAUCAGCACGAUGAAAAAGGGCUGUACAAGGAUCCCCACAACGAAGUCUGUUGAAGGUAGUAAGGAGAGUCCAAUAUUCGACUUGUGACUUCUCAGCCGUGACUUCAUUUUGACGGCGAUCAUAACAAACGCGUUCAAGGCAGCGGUGACAGGAAAUGUAAGAAUGUGGACGACAAUGGUAAUAAUAAGGAAAGUUUGAGUUAAUGUCGAAGGCUGAUGGAGUCUUCCCCCCAUAAUAACGUAGAACUCACAUCCAGAGGGAAAGAACUCUUUGCUUGAAAGGUUCGCAUUCAUCUUUGUAAAUCCUUUUCUGGGUUCUCUGCAGUUCUGGAUACCCUUUCCUCAGUGAAAUUGUCCCAGUUUGAAACAAUCAUUAUCUGUUUAAUAGUAAUUAACAAUAAUGUCUAUCACUUCUUACUGCGCAAAGUAACAUUCAAUAUACGAUCAAAUGCGUGUAUCUGUCACAACAAGACCUUCAGAUAAGGGGGAGUGGCGGUGGGGGUGCGGUCAUUCAGACUCUGAGAAAAGGUGUGGGGGGGGACCCAGCCUAAAAAAAUUGUUUUCGGCCCAAAAAUAAAGGAGGGGGGGCUGGCCCCUGGCCUAGAUCCGCCACUGGUUAAGUUCAAUUUGAGUUAUUUGUUUCAGGCAUUUGCUCGACCCCACUAGUAUUAGUGCUAUAACUACUGCCGGUAAAUAACAAAGAGGAAAGAAUUCCGUUAAGGCCAGUAAACAUAGUUAGUAGAGGAGACUGGUUAUGAGAGCCGGCAAACAUCAAAGAUAAAAACAACGAUGCUGCAGUUUUAUGUUGGGUGCUUCCUUACGGUACACAGUCCUUUGAUUUAUGUUUGUAAAUUGUGACUUAAUAAAUUAAUGCGACUUUUUUAUUGGUCAAUAAGAUAGAAAUGAGAGGAAUGCUGUUGAACGUUGUGCAUCGUCAAGUCCAAAAAGCUAACAAAAACUUAUUAAAGAAUUCUAAUGGCCUCCAUAACCAUUCCACUUUAUUAUCUAUGCAUUUAAUGAAAACUGAUAAGUUGUCACUAAUAAACAGAAAAACUAGCAGAAAACAGAAAAACUAACAAGUUAAAAUUAAUAGUAUCACUGACAGGGUAUUUGUUACUUGGUAAUAGUAUCACUGAUGGGUAUUCGUUUCUCAUGAAUGUACAGAAAUAACUAUGAACACUUGCAUAAAUGAUUUGGUACUUUUACAAGGAUUUAGUGCUAAUGCAGUCCCGCAUAUUUAGUUAUCACAAGCCAUGACCACUUUCAUAAUUCAAAUGAACAGCAUCGUUAAUGACACAAUCUACUCCAGUUAUGUCCCGCCCUCCCAUCCCUGACGUUUUAUGUCACUGUUACUGUUACCCAACCAAUCACUCACCCACCCACCCACUCUUAGUCAUCUCAGUCACCCAACUACCCUACAUUCAUCUACCUAGUCACAGACACAACCACUCCGUCCCCCCCCCCUUCGCCCCACAAACCCACUUACUCACACAUUCUGGUGAGACUCGCCAUCACCCACUGAUUAACUUCAAGUUAAUCAGUUAAUCAGUUACACUCACCCACCUACCUACUUCUGCUUUACCAAAUACGUUGUUGUUGGUAUUUACCUGGGCUAAAUGGACAAUUUUAAAAUCUAUGAUUAUGAUAAGUUCAUGCGUGGUUUGCCUUAUCGUAAUCGGUCAGAGGGAGUUUGUUUUACGACUCUUACUGUAAAGCAUUUGUUGCAGAUCGUAUUUCCAAAUGGUUCUAUCGAUCCAUGGCAUGCACUUGGAAUAGUGAAGAAUGUGUCUUCCACAGAACAAGCCAUCUUCAUUGAAGGUAAUUUUCGAGAUAUACAAUAUAUAACAAAAAACCUUUUUAAUUAGCAGAGAAUAUGACAGGAAGUCAGGGUGGAAAUUCUAUAGUUAUGAAGCAAGUAAAUUCUUAAGUGAAGAAGACUUAAAUUCUCUCGAGUGAUGUUUAGUGUUCUAGUCAUGUCAACGUAUUCCAUUUUAGUCCUGUUUGAGGAAUUUGGGUCUCUUCAAAUCUUCGAAAUACACGCCUUAUCAUCUUUAGUGUCUCUAAUUUUACUAAUUCAUAUUUCAAAUGGCAAAUAUCUGGGUCAAGCAGCACUUAGGCGUUAUUUUCCGCUAUAAGUUGUCGAUUCCGAGCAAGUCAUUGUUCACUCCAAAAAGGAAAGAGUUUGAGCUUCUCAACAAUUUGCAUACUCAGCACAGAUGGAAGUACUAUACAACAGUGCUAACGUUUCCUCUACAAGAUAAAUUUGUUGGCAGGGCUUAGAAGACUUUUCCCCAUUUGUUCGAAAACUAAGCUGUUACGAUUCUUAAAUCGCAGAAAGAACCUUUUUUUUUUUCAAUGUAUCUACCGUUACUCUGAAUUCUAUUGUGCCCUUCUUACACUACUUCCAGUCCUUUUAUCACCCUUUUACCUACCUAACUACCUAUCGACUCCCUCCUUUUCUACCAGCCUAGCGAUUUACCUACCCACCUACGUACCUAUUUAUAAGUCCUAAAGAACAAUUUAGCUGUUAAUUAACUUCCUUAGGAAUCCCACGUGUACCUAGCCCUUAUUUGCAUGUUUUGUUUAAAUCGCCUUCUAGCAUUUUCAGUUCAGUUUCAUUUCAACAUUGUUUCUUCAAGAGCACUUAGUGGUAGUUUUUCUGUCGGACUAGCUCUUUUGCGGUCAGACGUUUGGCGUUGUCCUUUCGUUUGCUGUAUUUCUUUUGCGCUCGAAGUAUUUCUGAAGUUUUAUUUUCACCUUGUAUUUCAGUUUAAACCACACCAAAUACAACACAUUACGGUACAUUACAUCUAAUGUCAGUCGAGUCUAUUGCGUCUAUGACUUACCAUCUCCCCUAUCACUGUAACCUUGAGUACUCAAAUCGUAUUACAGUUGUGCGUCUAUUUUUAGUGCUGAGCAGCAAAAGAACUCGCCUUAUGGCAGUUACACUAGUGACUUACACUCUGUGACUGUUUAUUAACGAAAUUCAUUUCAGCAAUACAUUAAUCAUAUAAAUUAAACAUCCCGUGCGAAACAAAAUAAUUACAAACUUGUGUUUAUUUAGGUACCGCUCAUUGUGCAAAUAUGUACCCGGCGAGACCAUCAGACCCACCACAGUUAGUAGAGGCACGGCAACGAAUUCAGGAACACAUCAAAAUGUGGCUAACCGGAGACUCCUCCAUCGCCAGCUGA
Porites evermanni is the source of this 29461-nucleotide messenger RNA. The record is from the annotation of a GenBank genome assembly. Lineage: Eukaryota; Metazoa; Cnidaria; Anthozoa; Scleractinia; Poritidae.